Messenger RNA from Linepithema humile (Argentine ant), 3512 nucleotides. NCBI's taxonomy places the organism in Eukaryota, Metazoa, Arthropoda, Insecta, Hymenoptera, Formicidae. The record is from RefSeq and is a predicted model, not a curated record.
GUUCAGUCCGACAGUCCGCGUGCUACUGUCAACUCGGGAACGGAACUGUUUUGCAGUUCGUUCGUCAAUCCGUGCGAGAGCAGGAAGAAACGUAGAAACGUUGACCGUCGCGAAGCAUAGUCGAUUAUUUUCGAAAGACGCGUCGAGCACGUCAUGUGCAGGUCCUCUUUUCUCGAAUUUAAACGGUCUAUCCAAAGUGAAAUUCAAAGAAGCACGGCGAGGGUGUACGAAAUUACGAAUUUUGAUCAGAACGUUUUGUCAUCGUUGAAAAUUCACCUGAAAAACGAGCUACCGCUCGCAGCAGACUCGUCGCUCACUCGGUGAGGACUGCUGCCGUACAUUCUCGCUGCUCCAUCGACAGCCCCGUCGCGCCGGGGGUCGGCGACAAGAAGGCAAGGGUGCGCGGAACGACGACUGGACUGGACGCGGGACCGGGAUUUAGGGACCGGACGUACGGCGAGACCCGGCAAAUGUGGCUCUGUGCACGGUGAGCCGGGGUUACGUGGGCCCGCGUGUGACCCGCGGGGCCCGUGCUGGUGGUGGUGCUGGUGCUGGUGGUGGCGGCGGUGGAGGUAGGUUGCUACGCGGCGAGGCGAGCGCGCGGUUGCCCUUGAGCCCCCGCAAUUUAUGCGCCGCGGGGGUCGGUUCGCGCGGGGUGCACGGUGCGACCGGCGCGACCGUGGCUACCAGCGGCGGUGUCGCGGACGAGGCCGGCGCCGGGCUACCGGACGAGCCGAUGUUGCACGUGGAACGAUCGGCGCACCACGGUACAUGGAUAUGCUGCGUGCCCUGCUACUGGCUGCGACGGAGCAAGGCCGUGCACAAGGCGCUGCUCACCUUCGCCAUGCUGCUGGUCACCAGUCUGCUGGUCACCAGCCCGGUGCUCUUCCUUAUCACGACCUUGCCGGAGGGCGAGCAGCCGCGCAAUUGCGCGCCAUUGGAUGAGGCUUGUGUCAGAGAGCGGGAUGGGCCCGAGGGUGUUUGUAAUACAGAUGUUUGCGUGGAGGCGUCGAAGAGGAUCCUAGCGUCCAUGAAACGUGGCGUCGAUCCUUGCAAGGAUUUUUAUAAAUUCGCAUGCGGCGGUUUUCGCGAUCAGCAGCCCUAUCAGCCGAGCGCGAGUUUCAACAUACUCCAGGCGCAAACUGACGCACGUAUACACAGAAAUCUAGUCGUGGAUAUUACUGUUUUAGAAAUGUUGACAAACGAGACAGGGCAUAUGGUCGCUGCCUUCGAGAAACUCGGGCAAUUUUACGAUGUUUGUCGCGACUUUAAGAUGAAACCCGUGAAUUUUACACCCGUUUACGAGCUCUUAAAUGAACUUGGUGGCUAUUUAUCGUCGAAAAGCGCGGUACCGGCCGACAUCACCCCUCUGAUCUCCGCAUUGCUAAAAGUAAACGGCGCGCCUCUCUUCGAUUUAUAUGUCGACGUAGAUCUUUACGAUCGCACAAAGCUAUCCGUAUACCUUGAUCUCCCUACCAAGCACCAGAGUUACGAGUUUCUCGCAGAGGACCAGAAAAAUAGAGACGUACAAAGAUUGCGUAGAAUUCAAGAGAUUGUUCGGGGAUUCUUGCCAAAAGAUAUGAAUCCGAAGGAACAGUCGUCGGAGACGGAUCUACUUUUGCAGUUUUGCUUAUCGCUCGAAAAGGUUUAUCCAAAGCACAAAGACUUAUACAAUUGGGUGGACGUCGAUCAAAGGGUGUACGUUGCCUACAAUGUGACUUAUCUUCAAGAGACCUUUGGCUAUAUAAGAUGGAGAUCGUUGCUAAAUACAACGUUACGCCAUGGCGCAAACAGUACCGACCUGUACAGCAAUAAUAAUGAUACUAAUCGCGCAUACCGACCGCCUUAUACAGCCGACGAUCAGCAGAUUUACGUUUACGUCACCGCUCCGCGUUACUUUCGCAGCCUCGGCAAGUUACUGAAUCGUUCCUCUAAACGGAUUAUUCAUAACGGAUUGCUGGUGCUGUACGCCAUGGAUACACUGCACGAUAUCGUGAACGUUACCGCUAUUCAGGACUGGGAGGUUUUUUGCUACAAAUUAACCAAAAGUCUAUUCAGCGAGGCAGUCAGUGCGCUCUAUGUGCGACAGCACACCCCAAAGUACUUGGAAACUCUAGUUAACAGGAUAACAGCAUUAUUUGAACGCGUGAAGGAAACGUUAGCCGAACGUAUAUUGAUAAAGUCGUGGCUGGACGAUGAGACCAGAACGCAAGCGUUGCUGAAACUGAAUUCCUUACAAGGCCAAUUUCAAGUGUCGCCCGCUUUUUACAAUGACACAUUACUGGCAUAUGAAAUGGUCGAGAUUGUAAUCGAUUCGGAUGACUUUUUCACUACCGUCCUAAGAAGAUUCCGUCAGAUCCGGAAACAGGAGAACCAAAGUUCAUUACGAAGAAACGCAAUAAAAAGACGCCACUAUCCUUACUCUGUACACGCCUAUUACGAAUCCUCCACAAAUUCGAUCGAAAUUUCGCUGGCUAUGAUGACAUCCUGGGCAUGGUCGUGGGACGGCGGACCGGCUUAUGCGGUUCACGCUACGCUAGGAUCGGUUAUCGCUCAUGAGAUCCUGCACGCCUUUGAUUUUCACCGUCGCAGAUCGCCCGUAGAUCCCGAUAUGAACACUGACGAGUGGCUCUCAAUCACACCUGACUCUUGGAAGCGAUUGGAAGCCAGAAUAGAAUGCGUCGCGAGGCUUUACGCCAGGAGCUUCUGGCGUAAGGUUCAAUUUUACGGAAACGACGUUGCUGUACAGUUCGACUGGAAUAUGACGAGAAACGAGAACGUUGCGGAUAUCGGAGCUCUACAAAUUUCUCACAAGACUUGGCAUACUUUGACGAACGGAAAGGAUCGGAGUCUUCCUGGACUGGAGGGACUUCGUUCAAGUCAACUUUUUUUUAUAAGUGCCGCUCAGGUUUAUUGUGUUAACACAACUGCCGAGGCCUACGCUGUCUCUGUUGAAUUCGAUUAUCCUGCUCCUCAUCCUGAGAGAGUCAAUAGUGUAAUAAUGAAUUCUCAAGCGUUCGCAGAAGCGUUUCGCUGUCCAAUCGGAGCAAAGAUGAACCCCCCGAACAAAUGCAUUGUCUGGUGAUGAUCAUACACACUCGUUCAUACAUGAGUAAAUAUAUCGUCACCUUACGCAACAGGCUGCCUACGUUUGUUUUACGCCGUAACUAUAUAAUGAAUCAUGCAAAUCAUUUCAGAAUCGCAGAAUUAAUGCUGCGUAGUGAUCACUUUUUCCUUUCUGGGUGGGAAUUAAUAAAACUUAACCCAUUAAAGGUCAUAGUAAAAUAUAAAGAAUUUUAGUUAAAAGUCAGAAUGGUGUUUAUUCACUAAAGAUCUGAGAUUAAUGCUAGAAUCAUUAAAUAGAUAGUUCUUACUCAUCUUGUACCUGAAAAAUCGCGUUAUAUUUUUGCGACGUUAAAAAGUAGAAAAUAUCACAUUUAUUUUUUUAGAUCUUUGAAAAACAUAAAAGUGUAAAUACAUGGACUUUGGCAAAAGUUAAAAAGAUAUUAAUA